This is a messenger RNA of Oncorhynchus gorbuscha (pink salmon), 5205 nucleotides long. RefSeq names its product tyrosine-protein phosphatase non-receptor type 11-like. NCBI's taxonomy places the organism in Eukaryota, Metazoa, Chordata, Actinopteri, Salmoniformes, Salmonidae. The record is from RefSeq and is a predicted model, not a curated record. Gene Ontology annotation, biological process: protein dephosphorylation. The transcript is spliced from 16 exons. Gene Ontology annotation, molecular function: protein tyrosine phosphatase activity. Bases 139 to 1932 code for a protein of 597 amino acids.
GUCUUUGGAGUUGAACAUUGUUCAAUAAACGCCCUCCUGAGUGCACGCUGUCCAACAGCGACACGGCGAAGACGUAGAGGGAACGUUCACUUUAUUUGACUUUCCCUUCUCAUUCGAAGACAGCUUUCUAAGACUGCUAUGACGUCUCGCAGGUGGUUCCACCCCAACAUCACCGGCAUCGAGGCAGAGCAGCUCCUGUUGACGCGGGGGGUCCACGGCAGUUUCCUAGCCCGGCCGAGCAAGAGCAACCCAGGGGAUUUUACUCUCUCUGUCAGACGGAGUGAUGAGGUCACCCAUAUUAAGAUCCAGAAUUCAGGGGACUACUACGACCUUUAUGGAGGGGAGAAGUUUGCCACGCUGGCAGAGCUGGUGCAGUACUACACAGAGCAGCACGACCUCCUCAGAGAGAGGAAUGGAGACGUCAUCGAGCUCAAGUACCCACUCAACUGCAAAGACCCCACCUCCGAGAGGUGGUACCACGGGCACCUCUCUGGGCGCGACGCUGAGAAGCUGCUUACGGACAAGGGCAAGCCUGGCAGUUUCCUGGUGCGUGAGAGCCAGAGUAAACCAGGUGACUUCGUGCUCUCUGUCCUCACCAACGAGGAGAAGCAUGAAAAUGUGGACCGCAAGACCAAGGUUACCCACGUCAUGAUCCGAUACCAGCAGGAUGGGAAGUAUGACGUGGGCGGAGGAGAGAGGUUUGACACGCUAGCUGACCUGGUGGAUCACUAUAAGAAGAACCCCAUGGUGGAGAAGAGUGGAAUCGUUGUUCACCUCAAACAGCCCUUCAAUGCCACCAGAAUAAAUGCAGCCAACAUUGAGAACAGGGUAAAGGAGCUCAACAAAGUGGCGGACAACUCCGAGAAGCCCAAACAAGGGUUCUGGGAAGAGUUUGAGGUGCUACAGCAGCAGGAGUGUAAGCUCCUCUACCCCAGGAAAGAAGGACAGACCGCAGAGAACAAGAGUAAAAACAGAUACAAGAACAUCCUCCCUUUCGACACUACACGGGUGGAGAUCAGGGAAGCAGAUGCAGAUGUGCCUGGCUCAGACUACAUCAAUGCCAACUACAUCCGUAGUAUGCAUGAAGAGGGCUGUCACGUGGAGGAGGGCAAGGUGUUCAUCGCCACCCAGGGCUGCCUUCAGAACACUGUGGUGGACUUCUGGAAGAUGGUCUACCAGGAGAACACGCAUGUCAUUGUCAUGACCACCAAGGAGAUGGAGAGAGGACGGAACAAGUGUGUGCGCUACUGGCCUGACCUCAACGCCACUAAGGAGUUUGGGAAAGUGUGUGUGAAGAAUGUGGAGGAGCGUCCGGCUCAGGACUACAUCCUGAGGGAACUGGAGGUGACUCGUUUGGACCGGAGGGAGCCGAUGAGGUAUAUCUGGCACUACCAGUACCUGAGCUGGCCUGACCACGGUGUUCCCAACGAGCCUGGGGGCGUGCUCAGCUUCCUGGAGCAGGUCAACCGCACGCAGAGCACCAUUCGAGACACCGGGCCCAUUGUGGUCCACUGCAGUGCAGGAAUCGGGAGAACAGGCACCAUCAUUGUCAUUGAUAUUCUCAUUGACAUCAUCAACAGACAAGGAUUAGACUGUGACAUCGACAUCCCGAAGACCAUCCAGAGGGUUCGUCAGCAGCGGUCAGGCAUGGUGCAGACAGAGGCCCAAUAUAAGUUCAUCUACAUGGCUGUCCAGCAGUACAUUGACACGGCACAGAAGAGACUGGAGGAGGAGCAGAGGAAUAAGACAAAGGAGAGGGAGUACUCCAAUAUCAAAUACCCCCAGAUGACCAACGCUCGGUCAAAACCAAACAUGACCUGUGUGUCACGCUCCUCCUCUGUGGUGACGAACGACGACCCGUCCGCUGUGUAUGAGAACCUGAACAUCAAGAACCCAAGUACCUCUGGGAACAGCAGUAACACCAGGAAGUAAAAGUUCAGCCACAGACCUCUGCCUCUCUCAACCUCUCUUUUCGCCAGAGCACCAUGGGGGACCUGUGGAGCUCUGGCCCCUGACCCCCUGGCAGUGGAACCCCUCCUGCUGCCCUGCUGGCUGUCUGGAGCCUCCCUCUCCAAGGAUAGAGGGGUACAGCACAGUGCUCUUGUCCUUCUAUCUCCACCCCCCCAUCUCUCUCUCUCCUCUCUCUCUCUCUCUCGCUCUCUCUCGCUCUCUCGCUCUCUAUUACUUCAAGUCUCUACAACCUCUCCUGUCUACGGACAAAGUGCCUCGUCUACAGACAUGUCUGUAACCCCUGUAUUUGGUCCCACAGUUGUUCCAUCUCAUCCCCUAACCCACCAACCCAACAAAUGUCCUUUGCUUAUUUCUGUCGACUCUCGAACUAAAUCGACACGAGAAACAAACAAUGGUGUACUCAAUGUUCAAGUGAUGUUUUGCUCCAUCGUGUUCAACCAUGAAUGGGGUGGACGAGACAAGAAAGGGUAAAGCUAUGCCGUUUCUCUUUGCGCUGUUGGAAUCCCAAUCUAUUCUCUCUCGCUCUCGCUUCAAAGUGCUCACUCUCUGCUGGCUAUCAUCUACUUGAACCAAAGACUCUAGCGAUGUUCUGUUUUCGCUAGCAGCAGUCAUCACUGCAGCGUUGAGUAAUGGCAGGGAAACAGUGAAGUGAUCUGCUACCACUGAGGCAUUGGCAUGGACAAGCAAAGUCCUUACACGUCCCUUUCCCAUGAAAGGCAAGAGGAAAGUCAGGAUAUUCUUAAUGGGCCUUUGUCAGUGGGGAGCUGAUUUGUUUAUUUUAUUGGUUCCACCGAUGGUCUUUUGUGCCAUGCUCAUCUACUGUAGUGCUUUCACCAUCACAGCUACUGAGAGCCUAUUCAAUCAAGGAUAAUGAGCUCCUCUCCGGACUCCAUUUUGUUUCUUGUCCUGUGGUUGCUGGAAGGGGGGAGCUUGAAGCACCAAUUUACUUGUGCAAUUUUUCUAUUUAUUUAGUUUUAAUCUGUGUCCUUUCAAUUCAUUCUUGUUUCUUUUAUUGUUAUUAUUGGUGUGACUUUGUAAUGUACAGGACAUGGUUUUUAAUGUUAGAUCCAAUUCCAUUAUUAUCAGGUGACAAAAAGCACAAUUCUCUGAAUUUGCAGUUGCUUUGCAGAUCCUGUUUUAUAUGUGAGAAAUUGAUAAUUGUCAAUUGAUAAAAUCGGUCGGAUCUGCAGUCUUUCUCUCUCUGUGUAGGUUGUAACUCCCGUUGGUUUCAGCGACGGUUUUCCUCCUAAUCGAAUGGCAUAAUAAACUGGGUUAAACCUUUGCCAAGUGAGAGAUCGACAAGGGGAGCAGAAAAUGGGAUAGGGGAGAAGAAAUGUCAGGAUGCCAGCCAGGCUGCCAUCACUGAAGUCUUUAUGAAUAUUACUGGGCCAGAUGGCCUACAGCCCAAGAUUAAAGAGUAGAUUUGUCUCCAAAAAGUAAUUUACAAGAUGGUUAUAAUCCAGGCUUGACUUUGUUUGGGAGAGUAACAUCAGUGAUGAUGUCAUAGGAAGGGUGACACCACACAGCAAAGAGCCUUCAGUUAUAUAUAUAUAUACAUAUAUAUGGGCAGUGGCUUCUUUCUUAACUAUUCUUAGCAUUUUGCAUAAAAAUCUAAUGUCUAAGGUGUUCACUGGAUUUAGCCAGUGGCUCAAUGAUGUCAUCCUUUGAGCGACCCUGCUGGUUGGCUACAUAGAGGCUGUGCAGUGUCGUCUGCUGGUUGUGCAGAGCUGUUCUUGUACAUAGUGUUCAGGCCUUUCAACUAGGGCUUGACUACGUCAUCCCUUGCUCAUCCUAACACCAGUGCAGUAACUUUCCGCAAUACUGAAAGUCUGAUGUUUCAGUAUUUCCCUUCAAAUUAUGUUUCAGUAAGUCCAUUCUAAGUGUUAUAGGACACAUAUUUCGCUGCAGUAUAGUUGUUGAUAUAAUACUCAUGCUAUAAGUGGUAUGCUAUAAAUGGUAUGCUAUCCUGGAAAUGGAAAUGUUUAGUUUCUAUAUUCUUAGGCCUAGAUUCGAUCAGAUCAAGCGUUAACCGGUGAUAGCCGACACUCGCAUAGCUGAUGUUUUGGCAGUGUCAGCAAGUGGAACUGCAUUGGAGCUGUCAAAUCGGUGAACAGCUGCUCUUGUGAUCAUUGUCACAAAGCCACACCUGUCCCACUCUCGUUAGUUCAGAAGGAGAAAGUUUAGCCUACAUAGAAAUAAUGACGCUCAAAUUGAAAAUCAGUAAACAAAAUAAUGAGGAUUUCUAUCAGCCUAAUCGAGGUGUAGAUGACAUCUCACAUUCCAGUCUUCGAACUCUUAAUGUGACUCCGUGCAGCCAAUGGCAAUGUCCGCUUUAUGUAUAACGAUAGGAGAACACUUAUGCAUUUGACAGCUCUAACGCAGUUCCACCUACAGCACUGCCAAAAUGACUACUGUGUGGAUGUCGGCUAAAUCGGAUGUGAUUGAUUAGAGUCCUUUUAAUUAUGUUGCACUGUUGUUGAUGAUGAUUUUUUAAACAUUGUAUUUCACUUUGCCUCUAAGGGUCAAAACGUCGUAUGAUGUGGUGAAACAUUGAGGGGUGAAUCCUACUUAGCUUAAAGAUUAAUUUUCAUUGAGUUAUGCAUUGAUGUCAGUGGGAGACUAUGUGAAAAUUUGACUAAAGUGGAAAUGAGUGUUCGCUCUUAACACUUCAAUACUUGAAAUUCUAUUCAAAAUGGCUAAAUCCUGUAGCUGCAGACUUGUGAUCUGUGACUGUCAGGAUGCCCAUUGGCUGUUUUAAGAGUACAGUAUGUUGACAGUCUGCUAGAAGUAUGACAUCGGUGUUGUAAAUUUAAUUUUCAUUUACUGAGGUGUUUCGAAUUUUACAUUUCCUGUUGGUGCAUUUUAUAUUGUGUAAGAUUAUUUGUUUGAUUAUUGUUAUUAUUUGAGUUUCUAUUUGGUGUUAUGACACCGUUGAUGAUAACAUAAUGAUAACGAAUUGUCAGUGAAGCAGGUGUUCUUGAAAGUAUACAGAAAUGAUAUGAGUUAUUUUAUUUCUGCUCCUUAAUUUACUUGAAUAUGAUGUUGACAUAGUUGGUUGCGAUAUGCCUGAUUUGAGUAGUGGUAUACGGACUGUUCCUGUAUUCAGAUGAAGACUGUUUUUCCCUCUUGCACUGGCUCAGCCUUAACGCCUUCUGUCCAGGCUUAUAGCGCUGAUGCAAUGACAAUGUCUGAAAUGACAACAAGAUGAUUCAAAAUGUAAUAGUUUAAUAAAAA